CUUGAAAUCCAAUGAAAAAUACACAAAAAAUGGGUAACUUAAGCCUAUGCCUAGUUUUCUUAGUUUCCUUGUUAGCUAGUACUGCCACCGCCCAACAAUGUGGACGGCAAGCAGCUGGCCGGACUUGUGCCAACAACCUUUGUUGCAGCCAGUUCGGUUACUGUGGCACUACAGAUGAAUAUUGUUCACCUUCUAAAAGUUGUCAAAGUAAUUGCUGGCCUAGUGGUGGCGGUGGAGGCGGUGAAAGUGCGUCCAAUGUGAGGGCUACUUAUCAUUUCUACAACCCUCCACAAAAUGGGUGGGACCUAAAUGCUGUGAGUGCUUAUUGCUCAACUUGGGAUGCAAACAAGCCCUUGGCCUGGCGCCAGAAGUACGGAUGGACGGCCUUUUGUGGACCAGUAGGGCCUCGUGGCCAAGCAUCUUGUGGAAGAUGCUUAAGGGUGACAAACAGAGGUACAAGAGCUGAAGCAAUUGUGAGAAUUGUUGACCAGUGCAGCAACGGAGGCCUAGAUUUAGAUGCGGCUGUGUUCCAGCAGAUUGACACGGAUGGAAGAGGCUAUGCGCAAGGCCACCUUAUGGUAGAUUAUCAGUUUGUCAACUGUGGGGAUUGAAGCACUCAAAGCCUAUUCAAAUGAUGUAAUAAUAAGAGAUUUCCUCUUAUAAAUCAAGCUGCAUAAGGAAUAAAAAGCAAUUGAAGUUAUUGAAUAACAGCAAAAGAAAUAUUAAUGUAUCAAUUGUGUCAUGUCUUUUAACUCUUAUAAUAGAUAUGUUAUAUAUGUUCACGAA
This is a messenger RNA of Theobroma cacao (cacao), 786 nucleotides long. Its product is annotated as hevein-like preproprotein. The record is from RefSeq and is a predicted model, not a curated record. NCBI's taxonomy places the organism in Eukaryota, Viridiplantae, Streptophyta, Magnoliopsida, Malvales, Malvaceae. Gene Ontology annotation, biological process: defense response to bacterium; defense response to fungus. Gene Ontology annotation, molecular function: RNA nuclease activity; chitin binding.